Humulus lupulus (European hop) is the source of this 1140-nucleotide messenger RNA. RefSeq names its product calcium-dependent protein kinase 10-like. The transcript is spliced from 2 exons. The record is from RefSeq and is a predicted model, not a curated record. Bases 520 to 924 code for a protein of 134 amino acids. Gene Ontology annotation, molecular function: calcium ion binding. NCBI's taxonomy places the organism in Eukaryota, Viridiplantae, Streptophyta, Magnoliopsida, Rosales, Cannabaceae.
UUUGUGUUUGACCUGUGUUGCUACUGAAAUUAAAGGGUUGCAAUUAUUGUUGAGCAAAGCUUUUUGGAAAAGCAUCUGUUAUUCAUUUUAGCUGCUUUAUAAAUAAUUAUUCUCAUCAUUUUUGUUCAACAAUUGUCAUAAUUUUUUGCUUAUGUAUAAUUCUAUGUCAAGGUGUUCUUAGGCACAGCAUUCUGUUUGCACUGAUGACCUUUUGUUUAUAUGUCUCGCAGGCCAUCCCUGGGUUCAAGCUGGUGGUGUGGCUCCUGCAAGCCUCCCGAUUCUGCAAUAUUAAGUCGAUUGAAGCAAUUCUCUGCAAUGAACAAGCUCAAGAAAAUGGGUAUUAGAGUAAGUCACUUUAUGUAUUAAAUAAGUGAAUGGUUUGAAGCCAAAUAAUUGAUAGUCAUAUACAUAAAUUAAAUUAAUAGAUGACUUGUAGUUAUUCAACUCAUUUCUUUCCCCUUUUUUUGGCAGGUAAUUGCAGAGAGCUUAUCUGAAGAAGAAAUUGCUGGCCUAAAAGAAAUGUUCAAAAUGAUAGACACUGACAGUAGUGGUCAAAUCACUUUUGAAGAACUUAAGGCUAGUUUGAAAAGAUUUGGAGCUAAUCUUAAGGAAUAUGAAAUUUAUGAUUUAAUGCAAGCAGCAGAUGUAGAUAACAGUGGAACAAUUGAUUAUGGAGAGUUUGUAGCAGCCACUUUGCAUUUAAACAAAAUUGAGAGAGAAGAUCAUUUGUUCGCGGCAUUGCAUUUAAACAAAAUUCCUUCAGCAUUGCUUUUAGAGAGGGUCGUAAACUUUAGUGUCGUAAUUGGCAACAAGGUUCUUAUUUCUUUCAUCCUUCGAAAAAAAAUUUAUAUUUUUUUACAAGAUUUUCUUGAGAGAUCAAGAUUGUCAAGUAAGAAGAAGCUUAAAUGCUGGCCUAAGGUAUAGCCAGGGCUCAAUUAUAUAUGCUUUUCUUUGAAAUCAUGGAGAUCUCUGUUAGUGUUUGCAAUGACCUUUGCAUCCAUACCAUAGUUUGUACACCAUGAGAGAAAAAAAAAAAAUUCUUUACCCUUUAGUUUAAUUUAUGAAACUCGUUGAAAAUACAUUAUGUACUUCUCUUGACAGAAACUGCAUUUUAUCGACGAUCCAAUUUUCUACACGAAA